Penicilliopsis zonata CBS 506.65 is the source of this 3699-nucleotide messenger RNA. RefSeq lists its product as hypothetical. The coding region runs from base 1 to 3699 and encodes 1232 amino acids. NCBI's taxonomy places the organism in Eukaryota, Fungi, Ascomycota, Eurotiomycetes, Eurotiales, Aspergillaceae. Gene Ontology annotation, molecular function: ATP binding; ATP hydrolysis activity; P-type ion transporter activity. Gene Ontology annotation, biological process: intracellular calcium ion homeostasis. The record is from RefSeq and is a predicted model, not a curated record. The transcript is spliced from 19 exons. Gene Ontology annotation, cellular component: membrane.
AUGGCACGGAAUGAAGUAUUUGACGGACCAAUCUCUGAGAGUAUACCCUCUAGUAUUGUCUCUUUCGCACAUCGUCGAGACCGAAAGGACUCAACAGUUAGCCUUGCAUUUUUUGAAGAGAACGAAGACCAUCGAGAAUGGGCAGAUGAAGAUGCAGUUGAUGUCGAUAGCGACCACUAUGAUCUUGAAGUGACGGAUCUACAGACUGCCAAUCAUCCCUUUCAGUCGAAAAGGUCACCUUCAUCCAGAGACCCUGUUGAGGAGCCUUUGCUCUCUCGAUCACACUCGACCAAUUCUAACACACGACAUUCGAGUGUGGGAUGCAGACUAACCCAGAAAAUUUACAUAGACUCUGAAGAUUUAACAGCUGCUCUCGCCGGUUUUUCAACAAGCACUGUUGGUAUUCUCAUUUAUUCAGCACUGUGCAUUCUUACUCUUGGCAGUGCUUAUCUUAUAUUUCGAUGGGUGCCAAAAUGGCGUUUCCGUUUGAUUGGAAAACCUGCUCCACUUUGGAAAUGUCAAUGGGUUGUAGUUGAGGACCAGUGGAAUCAGCUUGUGGUGCUGAAAAUCCACACGCAAACUAUCGGGCAGCCGAUUAAUACCAUCUUCACAGAUCUACAUGGUUAUUCAUUCCAAAAUGAAGAAGAAAAUGACUCAUGUACUGGGUCUCUGCGAUAUAUUGACUAUCGGCAAAUCAGACUUUUUUAUCAUCCAUGCAAGGACAAGUUCUUCUCCAUUAGCGGCUGGAAAGAUCCACUUUGGACAGAUGUGAAGGUCAUGCGACGUGGCUUAGACACUGAUGACCAUGAGAGCCGUAUCAAGCUAUUUGGCAAGAAUCUACUUGACAUCCAACAGAAGUCAAUUCCUCAACUUCUUGCCGACGAAGCUUUUCACCCCUUUUACAUUUUCCAAAUCGCCAGUCUUCUUCUCUGGUCACUGGAUGAGUAUUACUACUAUGCAGUAUGCAUUUUUCUCAUUUCAGUAUUCAGCAUCAGCGCAACUGUCAUUGAGACCCGAUCUACACUGCGUCGCCUUCGGGAAAUAUCGCUUUUUGAAUGUCACCUCCGUGUCUUGCGAAACGGCUUUUGGGGGUCUGUUCCUUCAAGCGAGCUAGUACCCGGUGAUGUAUUUGAAAUCUCUGACCCAUCAUUAAAUCAAGUUCCUUGUGACUGCCUGCUUCUUUCUGGAGAUUGCAUCGUUAAUGAGAGCAUGCUCACAGGCGAAUCUGUUCCUGUAUCAAAAUUCCCAUUAUCAGAUGAUGCUCUCAGAGCCCUUGAUUUAAAUGCCCCUUCUGUUCAGCCAAGUGUUGCAAGUAAUUUUUUAUUUAAUGGCACAAAGGUGAUACGAGCGCGACGGCCACUAGAUACCAAUGAUGAUGAGGCUGUUGCACUGGCAAUAGUUGUGAGGACAGGGUUCUUGACCACAAAAGGUGCUUUGGUCCGUGCAAUGCUCUUCCCGAAGCCUUCAAACUUCAAGUUUUAUCGCGACUCGUUUCGGUAUAUCUCAGUCAUGGGCAUUAUUGCCAUCCUGGGCUUUGUCUUAUCCUUUGUUAACUUUCUUCGACUUGGACUUUCGUGGCGGGUUAUUAUUGUAAGAGCACUGGACUUGAUUACAAUUAUUGUACCGCCAGCUUUGCCUGCAACUUUGACAAUUGGCAUAAACUUCGCGCUUGCCCGCCUGAAAAAAGAACAAAUAUUUUGCAGUAAUCCUCAGAGGGUUAAUUUUGGCGGUAAAUUAGAUGUUGUCUGCUUUGACAAGACAGGAACGCUUACUGAAGACGGCCUGGACGUGCUGGGAGUUCGGGUGAUCGACCCUAAUACCAGACAUGAUAUCAUAUGUACCAUGGCAACUUGUCACUCAUUAAGAGUUGUGGAUGGGGAGCUGAUAGGUGAUCCUCUUGAUAUCAAAAUGUUCCAAUUUACUGGGUGGUCCUUCCAGGAAGGUGGAAGCAAUAUAAAUCAGCACCCGAUUUUUAAAUAUGAUACAGCAACGCCAUCUAUUGCCAAAUCUCCCAUAGCAUACCAAUGCUCUGACCAGCAAGGACAUCAGAGCCUUAAUUCCCAAAUGGAGCUUGGAAUUAUUCUGAAUUUCGAAUUUCGAUCUGAACUCCGCCGAUCAAGUGUUGUUGUGCAGCAGCCUGGCAAAGAAGAAUUGACCGUCUUUGUAAAAGGAGCUCCAGAAAGUAUAAAAGCUAUCUGUUGCCCGGAUUCAAUACCGCUUGACUUUGAAGAGCUGUUGAACCAAUACACCCAUAGAGGCUAUCGUGUUAUUGCAUGUGCUAUGAAACACAAAUUGAGACCUAAGCGGUUAAAUAUCUCAAUGUUAUCAAGGGCAGAGGCAGAGUGUGACUUGGACUUUAUCGGCUUUAUCAUCUUCGAGAAUAAACUAAAGUCAAGCACUACCGAAGUCAUCUCCGAGCUGAAUAAAGCAGGGAUCAGAAAUGUGAUGUGCACAGGUGAUAAUAUACUAACUGCUAUCAGUGUUGCGCGGGAGUGCAGUAUUAUUAACCCUGGGGAACUUUGUUUUAUCCCGCAGUUUAUAGAUGGUAUGGAAAUUCAUGCUAAUACAUUUCAGCCUUCACGAACAUCAAGCAGUACAGAUUUAUCUAUUCCAGCCAAUAACUACAAUAUGUGUAACUACUCUCUUGCCGUGACUGGUGACGUGUUUCGAUGGAUAGUGGAUUAUGAAACCGAGGAUAUCCUCAAAAGGAUGCUGGUACGCGGGAAAGUUUUUGCUAGGAUGUCGCCAGAUGAGAAGCAGGAGCUUGUACGGAAUUUGCAAGCUCUUGAUUAUUGCUGCGGAUUUUGUGGCGAUGGAGCCAACGACUGCGGCGCAUUGAAGGCCGCAGAUGUUGGUAUCUCGUUGUCCGACGCCGAAGCGUCUGUCGCGGCACCAUUUACAAGUCGUGUUUUCGAUAUUUCUUGUGUCCUAUCCUUGAUAAAGGAAGGCCGAGCGGCGCUGGUCACAAGUUUCUGCUGCUUCAAGUAUAUGAGUAUCUAUUCCGCGAUACAGUUUACUACCGUCAGUUUUCUGUAUAAAUCAGCAUCAAAUCUCGGGGAUUUCCAGUUUCUUUUUGUAGACCUAGCUCUUAUAUUACCAAUCGCCAUCUUCAUGGGAAGGACCGGUCCCUAUCCGGAACUUUGCUUGAAAAGGCCGACUGCAGAUCUUGUUUCCCGCAAGGUGUUGACUCCGCUAAUUGGACAUAUUAUAAUUUGUGUCUUGACACAGUAUCUAGCAUACAAAACGGUUCAAUUCCAAGCAUGGUACCAGCCCCCUCAGAUAGACUUGGAUAACCCAAACAUCGAAAAUUCCGAGAAUACGGCAUUAUUUUUGAUGUCUUGUUUUCAGUACAUCCUCACAAGCAUUGUACUGAAUGUGGGCCCGCCAUUCCGAAAACCCAUAACAUCAAAUAAACCAUUUUUGUACACAAUUGUGGUUGAUUUGUUGAUAUCCAGUUUUCUUGUCUUUAACCCUUCGGUCUGGGUAUCGGACAUCAUGCAGCUGACAUAUUUAUCCCCUGGGUUUAAAAUUUGGCUUCUUGUGUUAGGGGUUUCCAACUUCUCGAUAUCUUUGGUGGCAGAGCACAAAAUAUUCCCCCCUUUGGCAAAGUUGAUCGGUUACAUUCGGCUUACAAUGGGGCAGAGAUAUCAGAAGCGACGCCGCCAAUAUAAAAUGGUCCUUGAGGAAAUGCAGGGGUAG